AUGCAGACUGAUAUGGAAGAGAAGUUUGAAGAUUGGAGAGGUAAAGAGGCGAUCCCUGGUAAACAUGGUGGGAUUAAAGCUGCUUCCAUUGCUUGUGUUGCGGAGAUGAUGGAGAACACAGUGUUCAUAGCUUAUGGUUUCAAUUUCUUGAAAUACUUCAUGAGUUCGAUGCAUUAUUCGCCAGCCACAGCAGCAAACAUGGUCACUAAUUUCAUGGGAACAUCGUUUCUUCUCACUCUUUUUGGUGGUUUCAUCGCUGACUCUUUCCUCACUCAUUUCACAACUUUCAUCAUCUUCUGUUGUAUGGAACUCGUGGGAUUGAUCUUGUUGACGGUCCAAGCUCAUAGCCCCAAGCUACAACCUGAAGGAAAUAAAACACCUUCAACUCUUCAAUCAACGAUUCUUUUCACAGGACUUUAUGCGAUGGCUAUGGGUGCGGGCGGUAUCAGAGCCUCGUUGCCUCCUCACGGAGGCAAUCAGCUGGACAGUAGAAAGCCGAGACUGAUCUCGAGAUUCUUCAAUUGGUUAUACUUCUCUAUAUGCUUUGGAUGCCUCCUGGCCGUAACUGUUAUGUUGUGGAUCGAGGAGAACAAAGGGUGGAACUUUAGCUUUAAUAUCUCAAUUUGUGUUUUAGCGAUUGCGCUCUGUAUCUUCACGGCAGGGUUACCAUUUUAUCGAUUCAAGCGUCCUAAUGGGAGUCCGUUGACAAUGAUCGCAAUUGUGAUUAUUUCUGCCGCAAGAAACCGAAAUAAAUCUGAUUUGGAUGAGGAGAUGAUGCAGAAUCUUAUCUUUACCGACAAGACCAAUCGUCGCAACAAGUUAAAGUGUUUAGAUAAAGCCAUGUUGAACAAAAACAUUUCGGCAACAGAAGUUGAAGAAACAAGAACGUUUCUGGGUCUCCUACCAAUCUUUAGCAGCACAAUUGUCAUGAGCUGCUGCGUGGCACAACUAUCGACCUUCUCCGUACAACAAGGCAUGAUCAUGAACAGAAAGCUUUCUCGUUCCUUUGAGAUCCCAGUACCAUCCCUCAAUGCUAUUCCUCUCAUCUUCAUGCUCUUUUCUAUACCUUUAUACGAAUUAUAUGGAAAAAGGAUCUCAUCAAGCAACAACGAGAGAUCAUCAAGCUUCAAUUUGAAACGCAUAAGAAUUGGCUUAGCUCUCUCCUCUGUUUCGAUGGCCGUUGCAGCCAUCGUGGAGGUCAAGAGAAAACAUGAAGCGGUUCACAACAACAUCAAAAUCUCGGUGUUCUGGUUAGAGCUUCAGUAUGUUUUGUUGAGCUUCUCGGAUAUGUUGACUCUUGGGGGAAUGUUAGAGUUCUUCUUCAAAGAAGCUCCCGCGAGUAUGAAGAGCAUCAGCACGGCAUUGGGGUGGUGCUCCACUUCAAUGGGGUUCUUCCUCAGCACGGUUCUAGUGGAAGUAACUAAUGCCAUCACGGGAAAGCUUGGCCAUCAAUGGCUUGGCGGGGAAGAUCUCAACAAGACAAAGCUUGAACUGUUUUAUGUAGUCCUAUGUGUUCUUAAUACUCUAAAUCUUCUUAACUAUAUUUUCUGGGCAAAAAGAUAUUAA
Molecule: messenger RNA, 1566 nt
Organism: Arabis nemorensis
Lineage: Eukaryota; Viridiplantae; Streptophyta; Magnoliopsida; Brassicales; Brassicaceae
Source: the annotation of a GenBank genome assembly